GCAAUUUUCCUCCAAAAUGGCACCCUAAUCGGUAGUUGUCGCACGCUGCCAGUAAUUCGCCCCGAAAAAGACUCUCCUGCGGUUCGUUCCACCAGUGCAAAAGUGAAAAUUCACUAGCACUUCCAUCGCUGAACAGAAAGAAUAUCAGGAACAUCAACAUGGUUAAGGCAUAGAUGAAGUAGACAAUACAACUCAAAUCACUAAAAGUCUUCCAUAAGAUAAAAACUAGUGUGUAGUGAUAUAUCGACAUAUCGAUCAAGUGAACAUCGGAAAUAUAUUUAUUAAAAUUUAAGUAAUAAUCGCUAACAAAGUGAAAACAAAUUGCGCGACAAAGAUGUCUUUCCUAAACACUUUACGUGCUACGCCUCUGCCACCUGUGAAGAAUGUCCUGAACGUGGCCCUGCAGACCGCACGCCAGACGAUUCCGUCGAAGAACAAGCAAAACGAUUAUGAACAGACGGGAGGUGAAAACGUUGCGUCGAGUGCUGGCAUGCGGUCUCCGCCCCAAGUGCCGCCACGGCCACAAAAUGUCCAUUUUGCUGAAUCCGAUGGAGACACUGGUGGAACAGCCGAAAUGAAUCCGUUGAAUCCGUUCACAAACCCGAAAGCAUAUUAUCAAGAGGGAGCGGAACAAUCAGCGCCGGGAACAUAUCAGGAGACGGGUUUUAAUCAACCGAGUGAUUUCGAGAAUGGCUAUCAAGCGGGUGGUUAUCCACCAAGACAAGGCAGCGUUCAGUCGUUCGGCUCCGACAGUACUUUCGCAGGAGGUUGUGAAGGUGAGGUAGCAGGAGGUGUGAAAAUCAAUGAAUAUCAGGCUGCUUGGAAUGUAACUAACGCCAUCCAGGGCAUGUUCAUCGUAUCGCUUCCGUUUGCCGUACUUCGUGGUGGGUACUGGGCCAUCAUCGCUAUGGUAGGCAUCGCGCACAUAUGCUGUUACACGGGCAAGAUUCUGGUACAGUGUCUGUAUGAACCGGAUCCGCAGACUGGAGAACCAACGCGAGUACGUGACAGUUAUGUAGCUAUUGCGAAGGUUUGUUUCGGUAAGAAGAUCGGCGCUCGGGUUGUAAGUAUAGCGCAGCUCAUCGAGCUGCUGAUGACCUGUAUUCUGUACGUGGUGGUCUGCGGUGACUUGAUGGCGGGUUCGUUUCCCGAUGGAGCGCUAGACACCCGAUCGUGGAUGAUGCUAUGCGGUAUUUUUCUUCUACCAUUGGCAUUUCUAAAAUCGCUUCAUCAUGUCUCGUUGCUGUCGUUUUGGUGCACAAUGGCGCAUCUGUUGAUCAAUGCAAUCAUUGUUGGUUAUUGUCUGCUAGAGAUCGGCGACUGGGGCUGGAGUAAGGUCAAGUGGCGAAUGGAUUUUGAAAACUUUCCAAUCUCGCUUGGUGUUAUUGUCUUCUCCUACACGUCGCAGAUCUUCCUACCGACACUGGAAGGGAACAUGGAAGAUCGAUCUAAAUUCAACUGGAUGCUUGAUUGGUCCCACAUCGCAGCUGCAGCUUUCAAAGCACUGUUUGGCUACAUUUGCUUCCUAACGUUCCAAAACGACACUCAACAGGUUAUUACGAACAAUCUACACUCACCGUCCUUCAAAGGAUUGGUUAACUUUUGUCUUGUAAUCAAAGCGAUUCUGAGCUACCCACUGCCAUUUUUCGCCGCGUGUGAACUGUUGGAGCGUGCGUUGUUCCGGGGUAAACCAAAGACAUUUUUCCCAGUUAUUUGGGAGCUUGAUGGAGAACUGAAAGUCUGGGGUCUCGCAUGGCGUUUGGCUGUCAUUUUAGGAACGAUUAUGAUGGCGAUCUUCAUACCCCACUUCUCAAUUCUGAUGGGUUUCAUCGGAAGUUUCACCGGUACCAUGUUGAGUUUCAUCUGGCCGUGCUAUUUCCAUCUAAAACUAAAGGGUCAUCUGCUCGAUCAGAAGCAGCGGGCGUACAAUUAUUUUAUUAUCUUUCUUGGUGUUUUGUUCUGUGUUGUGGGAAUAUAUGAUUCCGGCACGGCUUUGAUCAAAGCGUUCGAAAUUGGUCUUCCAUUCUAAUCAUCUGAUAAGUUGCCAUUGUAAAAUAAAAUAUAAUUGUUGAAUAUUUUCUUUUUUUCUGGUUGAAAUGCUUCCUUUGAACGGCGUCAAUUCUGUCGCUGUGUUCAAUGUUAAUGAAAACUAAACCUACCGCAGACAAGUUAAGAAUUAGAAUCUCUAGAGAAUACGCAAUAAUCCAACUGUCUUCCAGUGAUUGUAGGAAAGAACGUUCUUGCAGUCAAAAUAAGCUUAGCUAGUAUUUGAGAGUUCCGGAUGAAAUGACAUAGAAUGAGAGACGUUACAAAUGCAAUAAACCAAGAGUCGUUAUUAUAGGAACGGGAAUGAAAAAAAACUCUUGCAUAACAACAAAAAACGUGGAAUCAAUUAACCGUAUAUUGACAAUAAAAUUAAUAUUUAAAGUAUUAUGAUAUAUUUAUCAACCCUAUAGUAAAUAAUUGAAGAAGAAAUGCAAAUAAGCAACGGAAAUUAAUUAGGAUAAGCGAAGUGUUAAGAAUUGUCGAUCACUAGCAAUGAUGUUUUCGAUAUUUUAAUCUUUACAUAUAUAUCAAUUUUACUGAGUCGGGAAAUCAUGUCUUCCAAAAAAUGCUUGAAUUUUAUACAUCAAAAUAAUCCAACGUCUUCCAGAAAGUUGCGAUUUUAUUAUAUUUUUUUUUUCUUCUAAUAAUCAGUUGUGUGUCGUGCAUACUGUUUCGUUCAUAUAAAGUUUUCUUUUGUGAUAUUAUAUAAUUCAAUCAAAUGUAGUUUUGGUUUGUAGUUUAUCAUGAAGUGUUAUACCAAAUAUAAACUUAUUAUAUUACUGUAUUCAAAAGGUAAAGUAUAGGUGUC
Molecule: messenger RNA, 2854 nt
Organism: Toxorhynchites rutilus septentrionalis
Lineage: Eukaryota; Metazoa; Arthropoda; Insecta; Diptera; Culicidae
Gene: VGAT
Product: vesicular inhibitory amino acid transporter
Exons: 5
Coding region: 335-2029 (564 amino acids)
Biological process (GO): amino acid transmembrane transport
Cellular component (GO): vacuolar membrane
Molecular function (GO): amino acid transmembrane transporter activity
Source: RefSeq, a predicted model, not a curated record